UUUUAUUACUACUAGUCCCGAAAAAUUAAAAAUUUAUACCGAGUGUGUAAUGAGCUAAGAAGUUGAGAAAAUUAUCUUCAAAUCGGAUUUCUUUCCUUAUUAAUUUCUCAAAUUUCCAGCUUUAUCCCCUUCAAAAAUCACAAAAAUCACAAAAAUCACAAAAAUCAUUUUUUUUUCUGCUCUAAGAACCCUUUAGAGAAUUGAUUUUUUAUUUCCUUUCUAGAAUUUUUCGAUUUUUUUAGUGAAUUUGUAACAAUUAAGUUCAUCGUUUGUAUUUGUAUAUAAAUAUGAGUAAUUUGUUGUGUAGUAAAAUAAUCGUCUCUGCUUCAGUUCGUUAAGAUCUGCUUCCAAGCAGAAAAAUGGUGGGGUGUUUUUCUUGCUUUGUUUCCCGGAAAAAGAUUGUGAAGAUCGAAGAUACUGAUCGGGCUCGAUCUGCUUCUCUUGGUUCAGUGGAUAGGCAGAGAAAAGAUAGUUUGGAUGUGAUUGAGAAUGGUAGUGGUGAUGCUAACAAGGCUGCUCGGACAAAAAGUCCGGCGAAAGCCUUCACUUAUCGUGAACUUUGUAUCGCCACUGGAAUGUUUAAUGCUGCUAAUAACAUUGGUGAAGGUGGUUUUGGGAAGGUUUUCAAGGGAAGGUUGGAGACUGGGGAGAUUGUUGCAAUCAAACAAUUAAAUCAUGAAGGAGUUCAAGGGAGUCAGGAAUUUAUUAUCGAAGUUCUCAUGCUUAGCCUUCUUCACCACCCCAAUCUUAUGGGCUUAAAAGGCUAUUGUACUGAUGGUGAUGAAAAACUCUUAAUUUACGAGUACAUGCCUCAGGGUAGCUUGGAGGACCACUUAUUUGACUUGGGCCCUGAUCAGGUUCCCUUGGAUUGGAACACACGCAUGAAAAUUGCUGUUGAUACAGCAAGGGGUCUGGAGUAUCUCCAUUGCAAAGCCAAUCCACCUGUUAUCUUCCGGGAUUUGAAACCUGCGAAUAUAUUACUGGAUAAUGACUUCAAUGCCAGACUGUCUGACUUUGGGCUGGCCAAGUUGGGACCUGUUGGUGACAAGACCCAUGUCUCUACUCGUGUGAUGGGAACAUAUGGAUACUGUGCACCUGAAUAUGCCUUGAGUGGUAAACUGACUGUAAAAUCUGAUAUCUUUAGCUUGGGUGUUGUUUUAUUGGAAAUCCUCACUGGGCGCAAGGCAAUUGACCCAAGUAGGAGUCGUGCAGAGCAAAACUUAGUUACUUGGGCACGGCCUAUCUUCAGGGAGCGGAAGAAAUUUGACAUGCUGCCUGACCCAGCAAUGAAGGGUGGAUUUUCUACUCGAUGUCUUCAUCAUGCGAUUGCAAUAGCUGCCAUGUGUCUCCAGGAGGAACCCAUGUACCGACCCCUCAUCAGUGAUGUAGUUGUAGCGCUUGAAUAUGUGGCUUCACAACCUUACAAUCCCGAAGCUUCUGCACACCGUAGCCCAACCCAGCCUUCACCUUCACAUCGUGAUCGAAGCAGAUACUAGAAUAAGUAAAACAAGUCACAACAUCCUAUCUAAACAUAAUUGUACAAAGUGGUGAGAGUGAAAACAAGUUUGUUUGAGUUAUAUUAUAUAUGGUUGGUAUUUUUUAGGUCAGAGAGAAUAAGGUGGUAUUUCAGUUUGUGAAUAGAAGACUUAUAUUGGGUUGCUGUGAUUUGUUCGAGGAUACAAUUGUUUCAGUGUCGUGGUCGGCUUGGUAGCUUUUCAGAUGCUGUUUGUUGUAGUUGAGUAGGUUGUUUCAAAUGAGAGUGACAUAGAGACAGAGAGGGAGAUGUAGGUUUUGCACAGUUAGUUGAAGAAGCUGCUAAAGCUUGUUCCUUUUAGCUCUUAGCAUGAAAUGGAACAAUUGUUCUGUUUUGGUCCUUUGGGAAUUUCAAUUCCUUUUUCCUUUUUUUUGGUGGGGAUAUCCAUCGAUGCUCGUAAGUUUUAUCAUACAGCCGGGUGCAGCUAUAGGAAGGUACACUCAAGGCUGUUUUGAGUGGUGCCUGUAUGACACAAGUUGUAGACCGCUUUGCGUGGAGGUGGCUUACACUCUUGGCCGGGAGUGCCAUAAACAUGCUCGAUAUUGUAGAUUGGCCAACUGCGCGGUGUACUGUUUUACAGAUUGCUCAAGUUCUCGUCUUCAUCUUUUCUGUUUGUUGAUGGCAAUUCUUUCUUAAGAUGAAAUUUCACAACGAUUUAUUGUGAGAUUGAGGGUGAUUAUUUCUCAUUCUAGGCAUACAUUUUUCCAUUUCUUAAUACUUGAACAUUUCACAAUUUCUUAUAUAGGACAAGUUAAGUAUUCUGGCUCAA
Messenger RNA from Spinacia oleracea (spinach), 2303 nucleotides. Its product is annotated as probable serine/threonine-protein kinase PBL21. Gene Ontology annotation, biological process: protein phosphorylation. The coding region runs from base 360 to 1496 and encodes 378 amino acids. The transcript has 8 exons. The record is from RefSeq and is a predicted model, not a curated record. Gene Ontology annotation, molecular function: ATP binding; protein kinase activity. Lineage: Eukaryota; Viridiplantae; Streptophyta; Magnoliopsida; Caryophyllales; Amaranthaceae.